AUGGCUCAAGAUAUGACUCUACUCGUUCGUGCAUACAACCAUUUCGUCCAUUAUCUCCAGGCUGAAAAGUACAAAAAGGAAUUGAAGGAGGAAGGAAAGGUUGCUCAAGAAGCAAACAACAAGAAAUUUAACAAGAACCGUGAAAGAUUGAGGGACGCGCGCCGCGAUUUUGCAAUUCUCAACAAAUACCCAAAGCGCUAUCGUGAUAUCUUGGAGCCGAUCUCGGCCCACAGCGAUGACGAGAAAGUAGAAGGCAAAGGCUUCUACAAGAUAAAGACCUUGCCCUACCGCUCAAACAACGCCAAUCGCUUCUUCUGA
Molecule: messenger RNA, 318 nt
Organism: Puccinia triticina
Lineage: Eukaryota; Fungi; Basidiomycota; Pucciniomycetes; Pucciniales; Pucciniaceae
Exons: 2
Coding region: 1-318 (105 amino acids)
Source: RefSeq, a predicted model, not a curated record